AUGAGUUACUUAUGCUACUACCCCCAAGUUCAAAUCAACCAACUUCCUGUCCCAAUAACAUUCCCUAAGGGUGUUGAUUCCUUUAGAGCCUCCAUCAUCAUGUUCGUCGAGACAUUAGAAAUGGAACCAAAGCAAAACUACACAAUAUCCCAGCUCUGCACACGCUUUGCAUUCCAGAGAAGAAGAUUUUAUGACGUAGUCAACGUUUUGGAAGCCGCCGGAUGCUGCCAGAAAACGAACUUUGACUGUUUCACAUGGUUAGGCUUAGCCAAUGUUAAGCCCCACUUGGCCCAGUUAAUCAGAGACCACGAAUUAACCACUUCCAAGAAUGACAUGGAAGAAUUAUUCCCAACGAGCGAAUCCAUUACUAUUGCCAAUCUUGCUUAUCAGUUCUUGUUAGCCUUCCUUGCCCUUGACAAGAAGCUCCUUGAUAUUAAGCAGAUAGCCCUCUUCCUCUCCAGAAACAAUUCCCGUUUCAAAACAACAUUAUGCAAGCUCUAUCAGAUCUCUCAUAUAUUAGAAGUUGUUGGCAUCAUUGAGAAGACCAUCACACCAGGCGAAGUCUUGCUCGCUGAGAGAUUCUUCCCCGACAAGCCAAGUCAGAAUCAUGUCUUCAUGGAUGUCGGAAUGCUCUUAAACGGAACUAAGAAGCAAACUGCUUCCGAAGUUUAUGCCGAUAGAUGGAAUGCUUUCACAAAAGUUCAUGAAUUGCCACAGCCAAUGGUCUUACCAAUCCUGUCCCCGAUUACUUCCCCAAUUAGUGUUUAA
Trichomonas vaginalis G3 is the source of this 768-nucleotide messenger RNA. Its product is annotated as E2F TDP 2 family. The record is from RefSeq and is a predicted model, not a curated record. Gene Ontology annotation, molecular function: DNA-binding transcription factor activity, RNA polymerase II-specific; RNA polymerase II cis-regulatory region sequence-specific DNA binding. NCBI's taxonomy places the organism in Eukaryota, Parabasalia, Trichomonadida, Trichomonadidae. Gene Ontology annotation, biological process: regulation of transcription by RNA polymerase II. Bases 1 to 768 code for a protein of 255 amino acids. Gene Ontology annotation, cellular component: RNA polymerase II transcription regulator complex. The transcript has a single exon.